This is a messenger RNA of Venturia canescens, 683 nucleotides long. It is a transcript of the gene HINT1, whose product is annotated as histidine triad nucleotide binding protein 1. NCBI's taxonomy places the organism in Eukaryota, Metazoa, Arthropoda, Insecta, Hymenoptera, Ichneumonidae. Gene Ontology annotation, cellular component: nucleus; cytoplasm. The transcript has 2 exons. Bases 81 to 554 code for a protein of 157 amino acids. The record is from RefSeq and is a predicted model, not a curated record. Gene Ontology annotation, molecular function: hydrolase activity. Gene Ontology annotation, biological process: purine ribonucleotide catabolic process.
UGGCCAGGAUUUCGCGAAAUGAUUGAAACUGCGAUAAAGCACAAUAAAUUUUGAGUCGAACUUCAUGAUUUUCUAUAAAAAUGAGAUUCUCGACUUUUGUCAGGGGCGCGAGAACGUGCCUCUUCAGUUUUGAGGGCUCGGUGCCCAGCGGCGCCGCUUACCGGCUCAGAAAAAUGGCGACCGAGGUCGAAAAAUCACAGUCAGCUGCUCCCGGCGGUGACACUAUCUUUGGAAAAAUACUUCGCAAAGAAAUUCCGUGCCAGUUUAUUUACGAGGAUGACAAGUGCGUGGCGUUCAACGACGUGAAUCCACAAGCGCCGAAGCAUUUUUUGGUUAUUCCUCGCAAGCCGAUAGAGCAACUGUCGAAAUCGGAGGAAUCCGAUUCAGGAUUGUUGGGGCAUUUGAUGUAUGUGGCGCAGAAAGUCGCGAAACAAGAGGGUUUGGAUAAUGGAUUUCGUUUGGUGAUAAAUGACGGUCGUGACGGUGCACAAUCGGUUUAUCAUUUGCACCUGCAUGUGUUGGGUGGUCGGCAGAUGGAAUGGCCGCCGGGUUAAAAACACCUGUUGAAUUUUUCGUACCGCCAUUUCGGACGCCAGAAUAAAUUAAACAAAAGAUAACCUUCAAAAAUAUGUCAAAACUUGAAUAAAUCGAAGAACAAUAAAAAAACCAUUAAAAAAAUAAAA